CCUUUGCUUACCGCUUUGUCUAGAUCUACUACUUUGCAUUUGUCAGAAGAUGAGCUUGAACAUGCAACCCCUGUCAUGGUGCUGACUCCUUCUAAUAGGGAGUCUGGUAAGAAACAAGUGAAACGAAGGUUUAGGCGGAAAAGAGAGACUGGAGACAAUGGUGAGCAUUCAGAAAAGCAAGGAAAGGGAAAAGACUGCAGAUUACAUCCCGGGACUGCAAAAUCGAGCUGGAAUGCAUCUGAUUCAUCAUCGUCUUCAGAUGAGAGUCAGUGGGCUCAGGCUAGGAGGAGAGCAAGAGAAAAAGCCAGAAUGUCCAGGAGAGGGAGAAGGAGUAAGGGAUCGUGCAGUAACCAGGACGGGUCUUCAAAUAAUAAUGCUGUUGAACUUGUCACUCUGGGGACAAUGGGGAAAAAGACGCAAGACAUAUCUGACCCUGAGAAUCCUACUUUAAAUCAUCGCAGAAGAAGGAUUCCAAGGUUUAAGGAAUCACAGUCUUCAGCAUCAUCACAGGAAGUAAAGAUUUCCUCACAAAAAUGUGGAAAAAGCAAAGGGAAAAGCUAUAGCAGAGAUCGGCAGCCUGCAUCUUCUUGCCUCGGACACAAUAAAGACAUGAAGGACUGCUUUGCGGAGGCAGGCUCUGGCAGUGACGCUCUGGCCGCCCCAGACAAUGGAGCACCUUUUGGGGCAGGGCCCACAGUGACUGACACUGCUCAGAAGCCUCCAGUGUUGUAUGAUGACUGGUCUGAUGAUUUAGAAGUAUGCAGGAUCUGUCACUGUGAGGGAGAUGAUGAAAGUCCCCUCAUCACACCGUGUCGCUGCACAGGGACCUUGCGCUUUGUUCACCAGGCUUGCCUGCACCAGUGGAUUAAGAGCUCAGACACACGCUGCUGUGAACUCUGCAAGUACGACUUUAUAAUGGAGACCAAGCUCAAACCUCUUCGGAAGUGGGAGAAACUACAGAUGACAACAAGUGAGAGGAGGAAAAUAGUUUGUUCAGUCACAUUCCAUGUAAUUGCAAUUACCUGUGUUGUUUGGUCGUUGUAUGUCUUAAUUGAUAGAACUGCUGAGGAAAUUAAACAAGGCAAUGAUAAUGGUGUCCUCGAAUGGCCAUUUUGGACAAAACUUGUGGUGGUGGCCAUUGGAUUCACAGGAGGCCUCGUCUUCAUGUACGUACAGUGUAAGGUUUAUGUUCAGCUGUGGCGCAGGCUGAAAGCCUACAACAGAGUGAUCUUUGUUCAGAACUGCCCAGACACCGCCAAAAAGCUGGAGGAGAAGAACUCUCCAUGCACUCAGAGCUCGGACAUCAAGGAUGCGGUGGUGGUGCCAGUAGCACAGACAGGUACAAACUCUCAGCUGGCAGCUGAAGAGAUGACAUCUGAGGUCAUGCCAGUUUGAUGGAGACAGCACUGUUUUUUCCUUGCUGAAUAAGGCAUAGUGUUUUCUACACUACAAAUGCUGUAAGAGAGUAGAAAUGACUGAGCAUUUUUUGAGUAAAAACACAAAAACCGAAUCCCUAUGAGGAAAAUGGAUCCAGCAAAGCAACUUGUUACUGUAUGGAAUGUGACAAUUCGUGAAGUAGUUUCUCAACUAGUCAGCAAGUGUAGUGAAAGUGGAAGUGUAGAAAGUGCAAUAGAGAACAGGUUUAACAGACAAUGCCAAACGAAUGUGACAAGAUUAUUACUAUUUUUUUUAACGGAAGAAAAUUGGAUGGCUGGGCAAGUAGACACAGACCUGCUAUAACCAUUUUGUUUACAGGAAACAAAACCAAACCUUUCACCUGUUUACAACUGAAAGUUGUAUUUGCUACUUACCUUCCUUCAGAAGAGUACCAUACAAGAAGUGCGCACUCCCUACACCUCAUGAAGUAACAGAUGUUUGUGCGACUUCAGCGGAGCCUGAAUGUUUGGGCAGCUGUGUCAACGGAGGAUAUGGGAAACAUUUGAAGGGAAGCAUUGUUUCUGAAUAUGCCUGAAUUUUUGACACAUCAGCAGUUCCAGCCAGUAUAAACUCAUAUCUCCAUAGGCUACAGAUAUUUAACUGUCAGCAAAACAAGUACGGGAAGGAGAAAAAUAGUAGAUAAUGUAUUUAGAACAGCAGCUCGGCUGUGUAUUUUAUUUUGUCAGAGUGAAUUCAAUUUAUUUUUUUCCUAAAUUGGAUGCACAAAGUUUUGAGGCAAAACUAUAAAUUAAAAAUGCGGUUGUUACUGCAAAACCAUACAAGUAAAUUGCUAUUAGCAAGGUCUGAGAAAGGAUGAAACAGGGAAGAUGGAAAGUAUUUUUCAUUUCAGUCUUGUAAGAUUCGUGAUAUAGAAAGGUAGACAUGAAAGAAUAUAAGUAGCUGUCUUAAAAGAAUGUUAGUUUUUAUUCCCCUGCUCUGAAAAAUCAGUUUUUAUCUUCCUGACUGCAGAAAUAAACCGCUGGUUUCUCUCUGUACAGGUAAACUUGAAAUGUUAGAUAUUCAGCGGUUCAGUUGUUAAUUUCAUGUUUUGAGCAUUCUUAUAUAAAAAUGAAGUGCGGAUAGCAUUAAAGGAUGCAAUAGAUAAAUGAAUGUAGAUGUAAUAGUGUGUCCAACAGGCUGAAUUACAUAAAGAGCACAUUUUGUGAUUUGCUUCUCAUAUCAGUGAUGUUUACUAUCAGGACAUGACAGCAAGGAUUGACUUGGAGUAGUUAUGUGUUGGCUUAGACAAGUCUACCGCUUGACUUAUGUAUAUUUAAAAAGUCAUGUUUAAAGGUGGUUUUUUUUUUUUUUUUUGUUGUUGUUGUUGUUGUUGUUUUUUUUUUUUGUAUUUAGCUAAGCAAGGAAAAGCAGACAGGCAAAUAAAGAACCAGAGUAAAGAGACUAAGAAAACACAGGUUCAUUCACAAGGGGAAUUUGCUGUAUUUGCCAUGACCUAGUCUUCUACAGAAGCCUUGCAGUUUCUAAUGGUAAAUUUCCUCAUUACAUGUUCAAACAUCUGCAGUUAAAUAACAGAAUCAUCACAUUCUCCCAAAUGCAAAUGGUGCUGGGCCUAAUCUGUAUUGGAAUUCAUCUGUUAGGUGUUUCUUUGUGACCAUGUUUAAUGGCUUAAGGCUCAGGGACUACUGGAAAUAGCAGUAUUAGUGAGAAUUUAUCUUUUCUCAAAGCAUUGUAUUCCUCCUUUAGAAUCAAUUGUGUAAUCUGGCUGUGACUAAGUGCCAUCUGGCUAGACAGGGCACAAACUCUUGGUGCCUGAAUAGGUCUGAAGUACUUAUUAAUAUUAGCACAAAUUUACUCUGGCUGAGUUGGAUUAAUGUUUGAGUCUUUUCAUAUAAAAUAACUUUCCAAUUAUACACUAACAGAAUUGGAAUUCUAACAGCUUCCACUUGAAAUCAGAUAAGUGAAUAACCAAAUAAUUUCUCUGUUUAUAAUCGUGGAGACUUUACAAGGCCUGGAGGAAACCGUGACAAGUACGAAGGAAUGCCUCAUAACUGCACGGGCUUAAGGUGGUUUUCUAAUAGUUCAUAUCUAUUUGCUAAAAAGUAAAUCUCAUGAUAUCUGAAGCAAGUCAGACACUUAAAAUUAGUAGAUGCAUCUAUGCAUUUGGAAUUAUAUCUACAGUUAAACCUAAUGAGUCACAGCAAAGCUGGUUGACAAAAAAAAAAGCAUUAUUACAUAAGAUAAGUUCUGGAAAAUGUUCUGCUGUCAUCUAAGUGACAGGGAGCUCGCUACUUAGGCAGCUUGUUCCUUAACCUGCUGUAGUGUCAUGACCCCACUGAAAGUGCCCCCUAUUCUUCAGCUUACCAGAGACUAAUUCAUUGUUCUUUUCUUGAACAAGCACAAAAUUCACAUUAAAGAAAAAUAAAAACUUGAAGCUUCUGAAAGCAGAUCUAUGUCAUCCAGUAAGAUCACUGUUUUUUUUUUUUUUUUAAUACGCUGAAGAGUCAGCAACAGAACAACUUGCAAAGCUAUUUUAUACUGACAGCUUCAAAACACCAUUUUGGCACUCCAGUAUAUGUGCAGCUGAGCUUACAUUUAAAUGUAAGAAUGGAGGAAGGCUUUGGUUGAAAUUCCUUCUCUCCUUUUAAAUAUUUAUUGGACAGCAGGAAAAGCAGCAGAAUGAGACAGUGGCUUGCUGCACUGUGCAGCAGCAAGAGAGAUUACAGCUGCUUUGAAAGUGUUUAAACUCUGUUAAGCAUAACAGUAUUAGCCCAUGCAUUCCUUUCUCCUUAGGUGCAUUGGAUAUUUUAGAGCUUUCAGGGAUUUCAUGCUGGUUUGGAAUUUGUUUCUGUAGCAGGGUGAGACCUCUUCAAGAGGCAUGGAGCUAUCCACACCAACAUGACUUAGAUGCAGGUCUGCUUGAGUAACAGUGGCUCAUGUAUUCACAUGCUAGACAGCUGCUUGUCAACCACUGAGUUUUCUUUCCCACAGAAAGGGCAGCUUUCUGUAUUAAUUGACAGCAGGAUUCUAAGCUGCAAAAACAGCAUCCUGAAAGUUUUAAGAAACAUUCUAAGAUUUUUUUUUUAAUGAAAUGAGGUAUCAAAUACAGAUCAGUAUCAACCUACCUAUGUAGCCACUGUACAUCUCAGGCAAACAAACACCCUGACAGUGGCAUUUAGCUUGGCUACAAUCCUCCAAGGGCUGAACCUUGCUCCAAGCUGCCAUUACUGAGAAGAGCCUCAUCUGCAUUCCUGUUUAAGCGAAGUUUCAAUGAAGGUAGGUGGAAGUAAUCUGGCAUGAGAGCUCAUAUUUUAAACAAGAUAUUUCUAAUCUGUGGACGUGCACGUUUCUUCUCUUGAUUUAAGUUAUAAGCAUUAUGAAGUUUAUUUGAACCUGGCAUAAAUAUACUGCUUUUGACUAUCACUAGCAUUACGAAGAUUCUCAACUAGUCCAAUUGUGCCAUUCACACACUGCUUUAUCUGAAAGCAGUGCUUAUUUUUAUUGUGUAGAAAGAAAUAGUAAGUUCCCCAUCACCAAGAAAAACCAUUUAUAAUUUCUAAUGUGAUGGAACUUUAUGAUGAAAGUAUUUUACUGUGUAUAAUAUUUGGAACUACAAGUUUCUGUUACUUGUUCAACUCCCUCUCUUUUGCAAAAGAAAAAAAAUGUAUGUUUUUUGUGGGUGAAUGUGUACUGAAAGACAGAAGGUAAGGGAAACAAAAGUAAUAUAUCUGCUUAUUGUUGUGAAAAAAAAGUAUUUGUAUUAAACAAAUGAUCCAAAUUUC
Numida meleagris (helmeted guineafowl) is the source of this 5177-nucleotide messenger RNA. RefSeq names its product membrane associated ring-CH-type finger 1 (gene MARCHF1). The transcript is spliced from 4 exons. Gene Ontology annotation, cellular component: late endosome membrane; lysosome; early endosome membrane. Gene Ontology annotation, biological process: antigen processing and presentation of peptide antigen via MHC class II; protein polyubiquitination; immune response. The record is from RefSeq and is a predicted model, not a curated record. The coding region runs from base 76 to 1395 and encodes 439 amino acids. Gene Ontology annotation, molecular function: zinc ion binding; MHC protein binding; ubiquitin protein ligase activity. NCBI's taxonomy places the organism in Eukaryota, Metazoa, Chordata, Aves, Galliformes, Numididae.